AUGCAUCCGCUCACGCUCCUCACGCUCCUCCUCCCCCUCCUCCCACCCACCCACGCCGCCGCCAUCACAAGCCCAAACACGGACCCCAACACACCCACACCCACACCCACACCCCUCACCUACACGCACCACAAAGUCCUCCGCGUCCCAUACGACGCAUACAGCGCGCACGCAUCCACGCUCGCCGGGCUCGCCGAGACGCUGAAUGAUAGCCCCCAGGGCGCCGGCCACGCGGAUAUACUCGUUGCGCCGGAAAACGUGCAACAGGUUGAAGCGCUAGGAUUAGGGGGAAGAGUGCUGCAUGAGGAUUUGGGGGCGGAUUUGAGGGCGGAGGAGAGUCAGGGGAUAGAAGCAACCACCCCCUCCGACGCCUUCUUCACCUCCUACCACCCCUACGCCACGCACAUAACCUUCCUCGCCUCCCUCCAAGCGGCCUACCCCUCGCGCUCGGAGCUCGUCUCCGCCGGCGCGUCUUACGAGGGCCGCAAUAUCUCGGGCAUCCAUUUCUGGGGCAGCGCGGGCAAGGGCCGCCGCCCGGCUGUGGUGUUGCAUGCGACGGUGCAUGCCCGCGAGUGGGUCACUACGCUCGUAAACGAGUUUGUGGCCUGGCGGUUGUUGGAGGGGUAUGAGGCGAAUGCGACGGUGAGGGCAUGGGUGGACAAGUACGAUUUCUUUGUCUUUCCUGUUGUUAAUCCUGAUGGCUUCAUGUACACGCAAACGCAGCAGCGGCUCUGGCGCAAGAACCGGCAGCCCAACGGCAGCAGUGGCCGCGGUUCCAGCUGCGCCGGCACAGACAUCAACCGCAACUGGGACGCGGGCUGGGCGACGCCAGGCGGCGCGUCGACGGACCCUUGCGCCGAGGACUACCGUGGCAGUGCGCCGGGCAGCGCGCCAGAGACUGUGGCGCUGAGUGCGCAGUUGGCGAGCGUGGCAAAGGCGCAGGGCGUCAAGCUCUAUGUCGACUGGCAUUCGUACUCGCAGCUUUGGAUGUGGCCAUACGGCUACACGUGCAGCAAGCUCGCCGCGAACAACGCAGCGCUCGAGUCGCUCGCCACGCGCGCCGUCGCGGCCAUCAAAGCUACGAGCGGGAAGACGUUCACGGCAGGCCCCAUCUGCGAGACUAUUUACGCGGCGUCGGGCAGCUCGGUCGACUACGUCAACGAUGUCGUGCAGGCCGACUACGUGUAUACGGCUGAGCUGCGCGAUACGGGGACGUAUGGGUUCGUGUUGCCGGCGGAUCAGAUUAGGCCCGCUGCUGAGGAGGUGUGGGCGGCGUUGGGGGUUGUGCUGGCCGGGAUGGAGUAG
Aplosporella prunicola CBS 121167 is the source of this 1305-nucleotide messenger RNA. RefSeq lists its product as uncharacterized. The record is from RefSeq and is a predicted model, not a curated record. Bases 1 to 1305 code for a protein of 434 amino acids. Gene Ontology annotation, biological process: proteolysis. NCBI's taxonomy places the organism in Eukaryota, Fungi, Ascomycota, Dothideomycetes, Botryosphaeriales, Aplosporellaceae. The transcript is spliced from 4 exons. Gene Ontology annotation, molecular function: metallocarboxypeptidase activity; zinc ion binding.